GCUAAUGAUGUUGUUUAGUAAUUUUCAAAAGGUUUAUAUUUCCGCAAACGAUACUAUCAAUUGAAUAUUCUUUUCCGGUUGAACACCAGACUUGCAGUUAAUUAUCGAAUAUACGAUAUAAGGAAACUAUUAUUUACAUCAUCAUAUCAAUAACUAAAGCGGGAUAUUUUCUAGUCAUUAUAUGAAUGAACAGGAAUAUCUGAUAAAAUGCGGUGCUUGCUGUUGGUUGUCAUCCAAAGCGUAUUGGCAUCAGAAACAUUUGGUGAAAUUAUCCUAUCCAACAAAGCACAACACACUCAUACUGGAGAAACAGUUGUGUUGUCAUGCAAGUAUCCUGAUGGUGCCACAAGAAUCAGAUGGCGAAACUGGCAAGGAAUUAUUGCAAAAACCUCGAAUGUAGAAUCGAAACAUACUGUCGACCAAAAACGAUUCAAAGUUAUCGCAGACCACAUGAAGGGUGAAUACAAUCUUAAAAUGUCUGGUGUGAACCAAUCUGAUAGUGGUCUUUACUGGUGUGAAAUGCAAAUAGGUGGAGAAAUUACACAACAGAGGGUCACAUUGUACAUAGAUCAAUAUGGUGAAAUUGUCCUGUCCAAUAGGGCACAACACACUCAUAUUGGAGAAACAGUUGUUUUGCCGUGUAAGUAUCCUCAUGGUGCCAAGAAAAUCAGAUGGCGACGCUGGCAGGGUAUUAUUGCAAGAGGCUCCGAUUUGAAGCUGAAAAAUGCUGACGACCGUAAACGAUUUAAGGUUGCUGCCGAUCAAAUGAAGGGUGAAUACAAUCUUGAAAUAUCUGAUGUGGACCGAUCUGAUAGUGGUCUUUACUGGUGUGAAAUGCGAAUUGGUGGGAAAAUUAUGCAACAAAAGGUCACAUUGUACAUCGAUACAAAUAAAGAUGAUGAACUUGUACUUUCAAACAAAGCGCAUUAUGGUUAUGUUGGGGAAACAGUUGUUUUGUCAUGCAUGUUUCCUCGUGGAGCCACAAAGAUCAGAUGGCGUCGCUUGAAGGAAAUAAUUGCAAGAGGCUUGGAUUUAAAUGUGGAAAUCCCUGACACCCGCAAACGAUUUAAUAUUGUCGCUGAUCAAAUGGAGGGUGAAUACAAUCUUGAAAUAUCUGGUGUGAUACCAUCGGACAGUGGUCUUUAUUGGUGUGAAAUGCGAUUAGGAGGACACAUUAUGCAGCAAAAGGUCACACUGCACAUAGGCAAGUUUUUCUUUGAAAAUGUUGUGAUUUAGUGUAUGGAUAGUUCGUGAAGGUAACGAUGGAAAAAAAAACCAAAAACAUCAACACUUAAAUUUUUUAUUUAUCUCCUUAUUCUCUAUCCCUAUAUCAAAUAUUUUUUAAUAAUAAAACUAUCAAUAAUGUCCAAGAUUUUGAUAACUAGUGCAUUUUACAUGUUUUCAUGUCUUUUUUUUUUUUUUUUUAUAUAUGAUGCAUGUUGUACAUAUCGCAUCUGCAUCGGGGUAGAAGUAAAAGAAAUAUCAUGCUAUUAUCUACUGUUCAUAAAUCAAAACAGAAAUAUGAUAUAAGAGGACACAAAUAUAUCAUCGAACAUAUUUACAUUUAUAUAUAUAUAUAUUCAUAUAUUUUGCAACAUUUGUUUCAUCAUGUUUUCUGUGUUCUUUGUCAUAUAUUCCACAUGUAUCAUUUUGAAUUUCAAUUCAUAUUCAUAUUUCAUUUGACGAUUGACGACGAAUAUUUUGCGCUUAUUAUUACAAAACUGGCUAUACGAUACGGUAUGUAUUAAGUAUAUUUUAAUUAUGUUUACAUUUCAAAAUCAAUUCUACAGAGAAUUACUGUGCUGUUAUAUAUUUAGGUUUAAAUAUAUGCAAAUGCUUUGCAUGAACUCAAAAUUAUUGCUUUUGAUAUACAUGUUUUUUUUUGGUCAGCCUCGAUUCAUUAAACUAUAUAAAUUUUUUAAAUAUGUUCAUGUCAACGUAGGUCUACAAAUAAAAAAUAUCUUAAAAGUUUUUCCGAAACAUUUUAAAAACUUUUGACUGAUUGAACAAAAAAAAACAUUUUAAAUUUGAUUGUAACUUUCUGUAACAAUUCUGUCAUAGGAACGACGAUCAAUUAGUAUUUAAACGAUGUAGUUGUGUUUUUUUUUAUGGAUAUGCGGACCAAACUGGCUGUAGUACAUUUCUUAUUCGAAAUAGGAAGACGUGUACUAAAUGUCAACUAGACAGCUAACAGUCUACACUAUAAUACAAAUGAAAAACAAAUAAAAAUCAGCAUGCAAUUUUGGACGAUAUAUAAAAGGUACAAAAUUAAUACCGAGAAUAACAUAAAAUUAAUACCGAGAAUAACAUUUCUUAUCAAUUGUCGAGGAAACACCAAAGCAAGUUCGUUAGUUGCGUUCCGAUUUUUUUUUUUUGUAAAGUUAUGAUGUUUUGUAAAAUAUAUAGUAAAAGAUUUAAAUAUGCCUUUGUAAGUAAUUGUGGUUUUUUUUUCUAAUAUAAAAUAUUGUAUUUGUAGAUUGUGAUUCAAGGAUUGUGGUGACGUUUUGGACUUAUAUUAGUAUAUUGUUAAAUAAUGAUUUAGUUCUUUACAUGCUAUUCAAUACAAUUUAUUACAAUUCCUUGAUGUGUUUGUUAUUUUGAUGUUCCGUUUUGAAUUUUCCUCGGAGUUCCGUAUUUUUGUGAUUUUACUUUUUUCUCAAUGCAAAUAUAUCUUCAUUUGUUUUAUUUUGGGAAUUAUAAAAAAAAAGAUGAGCGUAACGAAGGACAGCAUUGCACUAAGGGUUCCAGAUGAAGGUCAAUCCAGAGACACGCUGUUAUGAAGUCAUAACAUUUGUUUCAUUUUCAUUAAAAAAAUGAAAACAGCACGUUUUAAUUUUCAUGGGUCCGAUGCUGCUGUUCUUGACCUUAUCCUAUCAAGAACAAUUAAAGACGAAUAUUUGAAUAAGAAGGAUGUAUACCAAAUGAAACAGUUAAAGAUCUUUAUAAUCAAAAAGGUCUUAUAAAAAUAGCCAAAUCCUUCAAAGACCAACUGUGCCAAAGGGAGUUAAUACCUUAGUUUAUAAACGGACAAUUUUUAAAAGAUCGAAAAUGAUCCACCAUUUGUCGAAGGACAUAUUUGUUUUUAACGCGAAAUUUAAAG
Molecule: messenger RNA, 3100 nt
Organism: Mytilus trossulus (common blue mussel)
Lineage: Eukaryota; Metazoa; Mollusca; Bivalvia; Mytilida; Mytilidae
Product: junctional adhesion molecule-like
Exons: 5
Coding region: 208-1236 (342 amino acids)
Biological process (GO): response to bacterium
Source: RefSeq, a predicted model, not a curated record